AUGAGGCGCUUUCCACGCACGGGCUUUCCACUUCUACAAAAGGAGUUUGCCGAGCUCUGCCUAAGCGUCGCUGGAUGCCUGAGCCCAGGGUGCGUUCGGAAGACCCUCCCGCUGGCCACGGAUCCCGGGAGCACGGCGUGGGCGCUCACACCCCGCACCUCUCUGAGCAGGUUUGAUGGUGCACAUCUGCACACCGACGUGCAACAGCUGGAAGGAGCGCUAACACCCCCCUGCGGUGAAGAGAUGCUCGCAGAGUUCGCCGAGGUGGGUGCGGAAGGCAGCCGUACGCCACACGACCGAAACGCUCGCUGGAAGCGGCUGACGGGCUCCGGCAGGGCGAAGAGGCCAGAUCUGAAAAAGGACUUUGCCGUGCUGAUACUGAGCACAAGCUCUGACUCUGAGGUGUCCGAGCAGAGCACAGGCCCUGGCAUUAGACAUCCAAGGCUGCCUAUUCGAUGCGUCGGGACACUGAGAGUGCCGCAGUUUUUGGUGGGAAAGAUACUGUUCAAAGGGCGAGCAGCAGCUCCUGGUGCCGUGUGCUGGGCUUUGGCAAAUGAGCAUGUCAUCAGUAAUUCAUUUAUUUUAGACGAUCCAGACCUGAAAGAUAUUGACCCUACGAUAUUAAAACAUUGCCAUGCUGCGGCUGCAACGUGUAUUCUGGAGGCAGGAAAGCAGAAAGCCGACAUAUCUGCUAUAAGCACAUGUCUAGAAGACUGUAAACUGGAUAAAGAGAGAAUAGAACAAUUUUGCACCGAAUAUCAGAAAAACAAGGAUGCAUUGGAAAUCCUAUUGGGAAGAACAGUGGUUCAGGAUCACACCCAGAUGUUAGAUUUAGUUGCACAAUGGAGCAAUUACAGGUACUUCUUUCCUUUGUCAUUGUUUCUAUGCUUGGCUCCAGUUGUGGAUGUAAAUGUUUCUGAUAACUUGCCAGUCAAAAUGAAAUCGUUCUGUAAGACCUGUAUCGUGCGUUAUUUGGAGACCAGCAAGUAUUGUCCUAUCUGUGAUGUCCAAGUUCACAAAACUCGACCGCUUUUGAAUAUAAGGUCAGAUAAAACUCUCCAAGAUAUUGUAUACAAGCUAGUACCAGGCCUUUUCAAAAAUGAAAUGAAAAGAAGACGGGAUUUUUAUGCUGCUCAUCCGUCGGCUGAUGCUGCCAAUGGCUCUAAUGAAGACAGGGGAGAAGUGGCUGACGAAGACAAAAGAAUUAUAACAGACGACGAGAUAAUAAGCUUAUCCAUUGAAUUCUUUGACCAGAAUAGACUGGAACGGAAAGGAAAUAAGGAGAAAGAAAAAUCGAAGGAAGAGGUGAAUGACAAAAGAUACUUACGCUGCCCAGCAGCAAUGACAGUGAUGCAUCUAAGAAAGUUCCUGCGGAGUAAAAUGGAUAUACCCAACACUUUCCAGAUUGAUGUGAUGUAUGAAGAGGAGCCUCUGAAGGACUACUACACCCUAAUGGAUAUUGCCUACAUCUACACCUGGAGGCGGAACGGGCCUCUCCCCCUGAAAUACCGGGUCCGACCUACUUGCAAGAGGAUGAAGAUCAGUCACCAGAGGGAAGGCUUGAAUAAUAGCGGGGAGCUGGAAAGUGACUCUGGGAGCGACAAGGCGAGCAGCCCGGCGGGGGGCAUCCCCUCCACCUCCUCCUGUUUGCCCAGCCCCAGCACGCCGGUCCAGUCUCCUCACCCCCAGUUCCCCCACAUCUCCAGCACCAUGAACGGCACCAGCAGCAGCCCCAGCAGUAACCACCAGUCCUCCUUUACCAACAGAGCACGGAAAACAUCGAUAAAUGGCUCCUCGGCCACUUCAUCUGGUUGACGGGCCAACCAGGCUACCGCCCCCGCCCCUCCUUUAUAUAGAUCUCUCCAUGCCAUUACAGCUUUAUAGAUGCUAAUCCAUGUGACUAUCGUCCAAAUUGCUUUCUUUUGUAGUGACACUGAACUUGGCUAUAAAAGGCGGACUAGGUGACAUUCAGGAUGGACGUUAAUGGAAACGCAAGAUUGAAAUGUAAAUUGUUUUCAGAGGACUGGGAAGCAAACAAAAGUUACACCUUCACCUCUUCUGAGUGAUGCGGAGUUGUUUCCGUCCCCAUCAUCAUCUGGACUCGGGAGUCUCCAGAAGUCGAUACAAAUCCCGGGAAGUAGUUUGUUAAUCCAGACUAACUCCUCCAUUGCGUUCUCUUCGAUUGUUAUUGUUCUUAUGCUGUUUUGUGAACCUGUAGAAAGCAAGUGCUUUUUCAUCUUGAAAUCCAACGAAACGGAAAGAAUAUGCAUAGAAGAAUGCAUAUAUGUAGCCAUGUCACUGUGAAUAACAAUU
Messenger RNA from Egretta garzetta (little egret), 2313 nucleotides. RefSeq lists its product as uncharacterized. Bases 1 to 1815 code for a protein of 604 amino acids. The transcript has 15 exons. Gene Ontology annotation, biological process: negative regulation of transcription by RNA polymerase II. Lineage: Eukaryota; Metazoa; Chordata; Aves; Pelecaniformes; Ardeidae. Gene Ontology annotation, cellular component: PRC1 complex. Gene Ontology annotation, molecular function: promoter-specific chromatin binding. The record is from RefSeq and is a predicted model, not a curated record.